Messenger RNA from Prunus mume (Japanese apricot), 411 nucleotides. The record is from RefSeq and is a predicted model, not a curated record. Lineage: Eukaryota; Viridiplantae; Streptophyta; Magnoliopsida; Rosales; Rosaceae.
AUGAAACAAAUUGUCCCUUUCGACGAUUAUUUCAAACAAAAACCUGAUGCCACUAGAAAGCUUGGUUUCUCACCACAAGUGAAGAUGACAACCACCAUACGUAUGCUUGCAUCUGGUACGGCAGCUGACCUCAAUGAUGAUCACUUGAAGAUAGCAGAGACCACAUCCUUUGAAGCUUGCAAGAGAUUCUGUCAUGCAGUCAACAACUUAUACGGAGCUGAAUAUCUUUGUAAACCAACUAGGGCGAACCCACAAAAAUUGCUCCAAAAAGCUGAGGAACGGGGGUUUCCUGGCAUGCUAGGAAGCCUUGACUGCAUGCAUUGGGAGUGGAAAAACUGCCCAAUGUCAUACACGGGCCACCAUGGUGGUUCAACCAUAAUUCUUGAAGCGGUUGCUUCUUACGACACAUGA